Messenger RNA from Centropristis striata (black sea bass), 3816 nucleotides. RefSeq lists its product as uncharacterized. Bases 85 to 3372 code for a protein of 1095 amino acids. The record is from RefSeq and is a predicted model, not a curated record. The transcript has 9 exons. NCBI's taxonomy places the organism in Eukaryota, Metazoa, Chordata, Actinopteri, Perciformes, Serranidae.
UGGUAUGAUCCACCAGAGCCAUCCCUCAUAUACCAUCAGGUCCCCGCUCCUGAGCGCUUUUUCCAACACCGGCUUCUUUUAUGGAUGCCAUACCACCUGUGGAAGGUCAAGCUGUCCUGUCCUGCUUGUGGUACACAGCUCACAAGCUAUGGAGCUCACAAGAGAGCCCGCCAUAUUCUGGAUGUGGACAGGUAUUACCUUAUGAUCACGGAGACUCUCUGGUGCAGUUCAGCUGGUUGCAAGACAACAUAUCUUUCCUCCAGCAAGACAAUCUUGGACCAGCUGGACUUGGCUCACAGGCUGGAGUUCAGAUUGAUUCUGACUCGAAAAUUUGCUUGUGAUGUGCGGGUGAUCCGUUUCCUGAGGGAGAGGGCACUUGGAAACAGUCCCACCCGCUUGGCAAGACAGCUGAAGGAGAACCACAGUGAGGAAUGGCUAAAGCGUCUCUGCCGGUACUUUGGAGCGUGCUCUGACUUUGCUGCCAGGCCAAGCCUUAUCCCUAUCAGAUUCCAGGAUCCUCCUGAGCCUGUGGAUGUUCCAUCACACAGAUGGAUGCUGGCUGUUUAUGGGCGUGACAUUUUGAGCAGGCUGGACCACAUCAAAGCCAGCAUAACGUCCACCUUUGGCAGCAUCCUAAAAAUGGACUCCACAAAAAAGAUCACCAAGAAGCUCUCAGGCACUGCUAAGGGGACAGCCUUGUGGCUUACAUCUGUAAGCAAUGAGAGAGGGCAAAUCCUCAUCAGUGUCCUGUCUGCUCAGGAGGGUCCUGCCCUGGACGGAAUGGCAGCUGGCCUCAUGUCUAGGUACAGUAAUGCCAGUGUGGCUCCACCUCAGCUGCUUUACGUCGACUGUGACUGUUGUCGGGAGGGCAGAGGGCAGACAAAGCUCAAGGAGAGAUUUGGUGGGUGGCCAGACUUGAUAGUCAAGCUGGACAUCUACCAUUUCAUGCGGCGGCUGGCAUCUGGGUGCACAAAGGAUGCUCAUCCUCUGUACCCUGUCUUCAUGGCAAAGUUGUCAAGCUGCAUCUUUGAGUGGGACAGAGGAGAUGUUGCCUUGCUGCGUCAGGCCAAGCGGGAGCAGCUGAGACAGGAAGGUGUCCCUGGCAUCACUGAUGCUCUCGUCGAUCAGAACAUCACCAAAGACGAGCUGGCACUGCACUGCCGGAGGCAGACAAGAGGAGAGCGGCAGACAGUUGCCAUGAUUGAGCAGCUGCUCAAUGAACUGAUGGGGGCAAAGGGCAGGGAUUUUCUUGGUGUUCCUCUUUUGGACCAAGAAAGGAUGCAGCACAUCUGGAAAGUCCAACAGAGGCACGUUAAGUGCAUCCAGGAUGAACCAGGUGUGCUUCUUUACACCCAGACAGGCACCACCACCAAGGCAGGCAUUGUUCUGCCAACCUACAGGUGUGCCAGAGGGUCCACAUCGUUGGAGUCCUUUCACCUGCAUGUAAACAGGUUCAUUCCAGGAACGAGUGCCAACAGUCUGAAUUUCCAACUGUACCUCUUGGAAGGACUGAACAGGUGGAACCAGGACCGAGAAGCUGCAUCUCUAGCAGUCAAGCCUUCCUCCCUGCUGAGUUAUUCUGGAGACCUUGUUCACUGUGUCAACACCCUCAGUGUCAAGGUCUUUGGAAGGCACCAUGUCCCGUCUUUUCAGCCACCUGCUGUUUACACUGGUGAGCUUCUUGGCAUCGACUACUUGUACAGCCAGACGGGAAAGGCCUUGCAGGAUGUACAUCCUGACUCGGAGGAAACUGAGGCACUGCUUGAAGAUGUAGGCACUGAGGAGGAGCUGGAAGAUGAGGGUUUUGAAGAAAGUGGGUUAGACCCCACUGUAGAGCUGCUGGACCUGUCUGAUCCUGCCCCUGUCACCACCGCCUCAGCUCCCACUCCAACUCCCACCUCUCUCCAGCCCUCUCCCGGUCCUGCUGUUUCCACAGCACCUGAGCAACAACUGCCUGUGCGUGAGUCCACACAUUCUGUUCAGUCAGCCCUUCCUAUCCCUGCUGAACUGUCACAACUGGCUCAUCUGUCCUCUGACCAGUCAGCCAGUGCCACGAGUGCAGCCUCUGCCCUUCCACUCUCCACCACCUUCACAAUGACUGCCUCCACUGCUGCAGCUGCAGCCACAGCUGGGUCAAGAAUGGCCACUGCCACCCCAGCAGUCCCUGAGAAACAGCUGAUUGAACACACCCUGUCCUCUGGAUCAGUAUAUGUCACCUCCACCACAGCCUCUGCCUGCCCCCUCAACAUCCUACCAGCCACUCUCUCCACAUCAACUGUUGGUCCCUCUGGGGCACCUACCCUGGCCCCAGCAGCACCUGUGCAACAGGCGGCUGUUGAUGCGCGUGGCAUCCCAGGGAUGGACAGAGUGGAUGGCCUGGCUGAGUACCUGGUGGGCCUGAGGACUGUUACUGGUCAGACAAUUACCAAUCAGCAGGCCAGUACCAUCGUAGGGCUGUGGCAGAACCUCCUGCCAUAUGACCAGCAGCGGGUGGCAUAUGCUGCACGUCACCAGGUGCGCCUUAUAACAGGACGCUUCAGGUGCUCUAAAAAGAGACCUGAAUUUACACCUGGCGUGGAGAGCACAACACGCUGUGUUUUGGGAUCCUCAGGAUCUCCUGCCCAGUGGCCAGACUGUAGUCGUCUUGUAGAGUCCAUCUGUGUCAAGCUGUGCAACAUUCACAAGAGCCCCCAAAAACAGGGCACUUACAGCUUGACAAGAUGGACUCUGAUUUUGACUGACUACAGUAAGAUCAGGCAGUUGGUCCUGGGGAAUGCCACAGUGAUGGGGAGCACGACUCUGCAGUUGUUUGAUAUUAACCAAACAACUCUAACCCAGUGGCACAAUAAGAGGCUGAAGAGGCAGGACAGUAGCAUUCUGCUGCAAGGGGUCAACCUGCCUGACUCUGUCCCCGUUGCUGCGAGGCCUCUUCCGCUUGUUCAGGUCCGCCCUCCUGCUGUACCACCACGGCCUGGUCCCCAACAUCAGUACAACUUGCCCCAGAGUACGGUUGGACAGGCAGUGGAUAAGCGGAAGUCAGCAGCUCAGAGGCAGUUGUUCAGCCAGCCAUCACCUCCAGCUCCUGUGCUUCCAAACCCCAGCCCUGUCAUUGUGCGAGUUGUGUUUGCUACCCCCACUGGAAGCAGACAGAUUGUGCCCUCUGGCCCGCUGCCCUCACCACCGCCGACCCGGAGAGCCUACACCCGCACGGUCGACCAAAACAAAUGCCGUCAGUGCCACCUGCCGCGCAACAAGGAGACCGGUCAUGGGCAGUAUUAUGGGCAUAUAUACUGUCCCCAAAACAACAGUAUGCCACUGGGAGUUUGGAUGGAGGAGAUGAGGAGAAAGAGGGAGGAAAAAAAAAAGGAGUGACAUUCUUUGUCAAUAUGUAUAUAAUGUAAAUAGUUUUAAAAGAAGAAAAAUGUCUUAAUUUACUGCUGUUCUAUUUUUUUAACUUUAACUUUAACUUAACUUUAUUUUCUACUUUUGUUUAUUUAUUGUAUUUAUUUUACUUAUGUUGUUUUGGUUAUCUUUUUUAAUUCUAUUUUAAAUUGUUUCUUGUUCUAAAUUUUCCUUACUUUAAAUUUUUUCUGUAUUUAUUUAUUUAUUGCUUUUAUUUUAUUUUGGUAUUUAUCAUUUAUUUUAUUCUAUUUUAAAUUGUUAUUCUUGUGCUAAUAUUUCCUAAAUUUAAUUAUUUUCCAUAUUUGGAGUGGGUUUAAUUUAUUUCUGUUUUUAUUGCUUCAGGUUUUCUGGUUUAAUUUCACACAAGUGUUUGUUUGUGAGUGUUUUUGUGUGUGUGAAAUUUGUAAUAAAUUU